Oreochromis aureus is the source of this 2663-nucleotide messenger RNA. RefSeq names its product synaptotagmin XIVa (gene syt14a). The transcript is spliced from 7 exons. The record is from RefSeq and is a predicted model, not a curated record. The coding region runs from base 167 to 1720 and encodes 517 amino acids. NCBI's taxonomy places the organism in Eukaryota, Metazoa, Chordata, Actinopteri, Cichliformes, Cichlidae.
CAGAGCUGCAUUCAUCAUGGUAAAUGAGCUCAGCAGUAAUCUAAAGUCUCCCAUUGCACUUGAAAACCUGUUCCAUCUCUCCACUUUUGUGACUGUGCAUGAAAUAUUGUAAAUCUCUCCAGAGGUGCUGGGGUUUCUGACAGCCAUCGGACUCUUCAUCAUCCUCAUGACUUUCCUCUUUUGGUACCUCAACAAUAAGUUGGCACUAGAGAACCCAGGGAGCCUUCAGUGCCUUGAUGAAUUCAGGAAAACCACUGAGCUGCAAGAUAAGGUCUACGCCGACGCUGACUUGCAGGCUUCAUCGUCGGACAGCGAGGAUGAACUGAUGGGUCAGUAUCAGGAAGCGGUCAGCCGCUCCCAGGGCCUCAGAGGAGGAGCCAAGGUGUCCUCUAAUGCCAAGCACACUGGAGGUUUCAGCUGGGAGAGCCGGCAGAAGUACAGCCCGCUUACUGCUGAUUAUGAUGGCUACAGCAGUGAAGCCUCAGCUGAUGAUGUCAACUGCAUCCAGAGGAUGAGACGGACGCCGCCACUGGAUGAGCUUCAGCCACCGCCCUAUCAGGAUGAGAAUGGCUCUCCGAGGAUGUCCUGCACUCUCUCAGAUCUGGGUGAUGCCAAGUGUGAUCUGUCCCACACCAGCGGUAGCCCCCACCUCUCUUUUGGCAAGUGUCCCAGUGAGGAGAGCGACGGCCCUGAGACUGAGAGUUACCUCAACAAGGGCUAUGAGGAGGACGUGCCCAGUGACAGUACAGCUGUCCUCAGCCCGGAGGAUAUGUCAGCCCGUGGAUCAGCAGCCCAGCUGCCGAAAGGUUAUGAACCAGAUCCUGUUGCAAAAUACGGGACCCUCGACAUCGUGUUUGACUACGACUCAGAGGAGCAGCAGCUGUCUGUGACCAUCAUGGCAGUAACCGACCUUCCAAGCUACAAGCGCACCGGUAACAUCUCCUGGCAGGUUCAUCUGGUGCUUCUGCCCACCAAGAAACAGAGGGCGAAGACGGGGAUCCAGAGAGGCCCGUGCCCCAUCUUCACGGAGACCUUCCGCUUCAGCCAUGUGGAGUCAGAGAUGAUCAGCAAUUAUGCUAUCAGAUUCCGCCUUUACAGCAUGCGACGGAUGAAGAAGGAGAAGGUGCUCGGGGAAAAGGUGUUCUACCUCACCAAGCUCAACCUUCAGGGCAAAAUGUCGGUGCCGGUCACAUUAGACCCAUGCUGUGCACUCCCGGGUGGCGAAUCCCAGGUCAGCCUCUCAGAUAUGACAUGCAGUGAAAGCGCCUCGUCAUUCCAGUCAGUCAGUCAGGCUUCCACACCGGAGAUCCUCGUGGGCCUGGUUUACAACGCCACAACAGGACGUCUCUCUGUGGAAGUUAUCAAAGGCAUCCACUUCAAAAACCUGGCUGCUAACAAACCACCCAAUACAUAUGUUAAGCUGACCUUACUUAACUCCAUGGGCCAUGAGAUGUCCAAGUGUAAGACCUCCAUCUGUCGAGGUCAGCCCAACCCAACCUACAAAGAGACGUUUGUCUUCCAGGUAGCUCUUUUCCAGCUAUCGGACGUCACGCUCAUCCUAUCCGUCUACAACAAGCGCAGCAUGAAGCGCAAGGAGAUGAUUGGUUGGAUUUCACUGGGCCUCAACAGCUCUGGAGAGGAGGAGCUCACCCACUGGACUCAGAUGAAAGAGUCUAAAGGACAGCAGGUUUGCCGCUGGCACAGCUUGCUGGAGUCUUAAUGGCACAGCAAGAAAGCGCGCGGGCAUAGCUACAUGGCGCCGCCGCCGUCCUUAUCCCAGAUGGGCAGGAAAUGGAAAUGUUCAACUGGGAAGCGGGAGUGCGAUGCCGUCCAAUGAACCAGCGUCAGUGGUGAUGAAGAGACGGGAACACAACCACACGCAUCUGCACUCAGUUUCUCAGCUCGGCAUGGCAUAAGCGAUUUCAUGGCUCUGUUUGAAUAAACAGUCACUGCCAUGAAUUAGUUUUAUGACGAGAAAUGCUAUUUUCCAUAUACUGCCGUGUAAUGACCUUUAAGUUUUUGUAGAUGGCAUCUUUUUGUCUGCUGAGCUGGUUUAGCUGGGGCCUGCUCCAUGGGGAAAGUUUUAGACAAGAUCAUUGAGCAAAUUGCACCUGGUAGCCAUGUGUACCCACACCUCCAGCCGCAUAAAUAGAAGUUUCUAAGGAAGGCUUUAAUUUUUAUAAUUAUAUUUUUUUUUUAACAAAUAUUUUCCAGACCACCUCUCAGCAGAUCCUUACCUCAAAAUUUAGCUGGAGAUAACUUCUUACCUGGAAAUGUCAAACGAGGUUGGACAUCACCAUUGUGUCAUCCCCAUCGACUUCAAAAGCACAAGAAGUUUGGCAGAUUUUAAAGUGGCAGUUCUAAAAUGGUGUGAAAUAGGGACUGUAAAAGAAUUAAAAAGAAAAAAAGCUUCUGAACUGCAAGACCCAGCAGAAAGUGUCUGUACUUCUUUAAAAUACUACAAGCAAUCUGAAGUGCUUCAGUCAAAGGCAGCUGGACUCCUUUUAGGUUUUUGAAGACAUCGUCACCUCUCGUCUGAAAGGGUUAUUUGCACCUAAAGUAGAAGAGACACUGGAGAAUACAAAUGUUCAGAUUUUGGAUUCACAACUGUACCCACGUGAGCACAACUCAUGAUCUUAGGUGGCGCACUAGACAGGACUCUG